CGGCAGUGUGCGACCUUGGGUGGGCGACGGGGCGGGCUAGGCAUCAGUCGUCGCCAGACACGACGCAAGAAGGAAAGGGCGGGCGGAUUAGGGCGAUUAGGGUGGAGGCCUCCCAUCCGCCCGGUAUUUGAAUCUUCUCUGCCCAUUUCGCGCCUCUUCUCUGCUGCCCUCUCGGCUUCUGUUUCAAUCUCUCUUUCUCAGGCUAGGGGGUGCGUGCAGCCAUGGUUUCCCCUAAGGCGCUGCUCGCGACGGUCGAGUCAACCCUGCUUGGCCCCUCGGGCCCGACGCCGCGGCAGAGAGUCGAGCUCAUGCACGCUCUCCGCGACGCUCUCCCCGUCUUCCGAUCGUUCCUCUCUUACACUGCGCCGAAACCGUCCGAUCGUACUCAGGUUAUGUCUAAAGAAGUAAGACUUCAGGACGUCUCACCGUCGCUCGACGACCUGGAUGUUCAGAUUGCUCUCAAGCUGAGUGACGAAUUGAAUCUGAACGAAAUCGAUUGCGUCUCGUUGCUUGUGCACGCACAUCAGGAGUGGGAUCUAUUUGGGCGGGAACCGUCGGAAAUCUUCCGGCUUGCAGCAGGGCUGUGGUACACUGAGAGGAGAGCUUUGAUUACUUCUCUUUAUACGCUCCUGAGGGCUGUUGUGUUGGAUCAAGGGCUUGAGCCAGAUAUCGUGUCUGAUAUCCAAUGCUACCUUGAAGACUUGUUCAAGUCUGGGCUCAGACAACGAUUGAUCUCACUCAUGAAGGAACUCAGUCGAGCAGAAGCAGCAACAUCAAGUGGGCAGCAUCAGGUGGAGCAAUAUGUGAUGGAUUCUAGAGGUGCUCUUGUGAAACGUAAUGCAGUUGUUCUAAGGGAGCGGCUUACUGUUGGUCAUUGCCUUGCUAUUUCAGUUCUUGUUGUUCGGCCAAACUCCAAGGAUGUGAAAGACAUGUUCUUUGGAUUAAAAGAGAGUAUUGCUGAAGUAACUGAUGAUAAGGAGACACAGAAGCUUCAGAUUGUUUUUAGCCUACUGUUUGGGAUUGUCAUAUCUUUUAUAUCAGAUGCUUUAAGCACAGCCCCAGACAAGACAUCUAUUCUGUGCAACGACACUUCAUUUAGAAGAGAGUUUCAAGAACUGAUGAUGUCUUCUGGAAAUGAUCAAAAAGUUGAGGAAUUCAUUGGUGCCAUAAGGCUGACCUGGACUGUUCACUUGAUGCUGACAUCAGAGGAAAAUAGUGCUGCUGAAACUGCCUCGAUUACUUCAUGCCUGGAGCUUGUUUGCUCAAGGAAUGCUUUCCAGAUUUUACUGGAUAAAAUCCUUCGUACAGCUGCAUAUCAGAAUGAUGACGACGACAUGGUCUAUAUGUAUACCGCGUACAUGCAUAAACUUGUUACGUGCUUUCUAUCCAAUCCCAUUGCUCGAGAUAAGGUAAAAGAAAUGAAGGAGAAGGCAAUGAGUUCAAUGCAUCCGUACCUAACUGGAGGACCAAGCAGCUUGGCAAUUGCUGAUAGUGAGAAGGAACAAAUUUCACAAACAAGUUCCCAUCCAUUUAUAUCACUUUUAGAAUUGGUCAGCGAAAUUUACGAGAAAGAACCAGAGCAUUUGGCUGGAAAUGAAGUCAUAUGGACAUUUGUGAACUUUGCUGGGGAGGAUCAUACUAACUUUCAAACUCUUGUUGCUUUCUUGAGAAUGAUGAGUUCCUUGGCAUCAAAUGAGGAAGGUGCAUUUAAGGUUUUCCAGUUACUUCAGAGGAAAGCCUUCCGAUCUGUGAGUUGGACUAGAUUGUUCGACUGCCUAUCCAUGUAUGAGCAGAAGUUCAAACAGUCACUUCAGACCUCAGCGGCUGUUUUACCUGAGUUCCAAGAAGGUGAUGCCAAAGCGAUGGUUGCCUACUUGAGAGUUCUUCAGAAGGUAAUGCAAAAAGGAAAUCCUUUGGAGCGAUCAAAAUGGUUUCCUGACAUUGAGCCUUUGUUUAAGCUUCUUGGAUAUGAAAAUGUGCCUCCUUUCUUGAAGGGUGCUUUGCGGAAUACCAUCACCACGUUUGUUGAAAAUACUCCUAUUCUCAAAGAUACAAUUUGGAGUUUCCUGGAACGGUAUGAUCUGCCAGUAGUGGUUGGUCCACCUCCUAUUGGAAACCAGUCUCAGCAAUUGCAGAUGCAGGUUUAUGACAUGAGAUAUGAACUAAAUGAAGUGGAAGCGAGGGCAGAAAGAUACCCUUCAACUAUAUCAUUCCUUAACUUGUUGAAUGCUCUUGUAAAAAGAGAGACUGAUACCAGUGAUCGGGGCUUAAGGUUCUUAGGGGUCUUCAGGUUUGUUUACGACCAUGUUUUCGGACCUUUUCCUCGUCGUGCAUAUGCUGAACCCGCUGAAAAAUGGCAAUUGGUUGUUGCUUGCCUGCAGCACUUUCAAAUCUUGUUGACCUUGUACAAUGUUAAGGAGAUGGACAUUGAAAAUAUUGAGCGGACUCCACAGCAGAUUUCCAGCAAAUCUGUAGCUUCACCUGAGCAGGAGAUCCCUGUUCUCGAGUUGCUGAAAGACUUCAUGAGUGGUCGAACUGCUUUCAGCAGUAUCAUGGGCAUUCUUCUACAAGGUGUUAAUGCUGUCAUUAGUGAUCGGGCUAGUCAAGUUCAUGGCCCCCUUUUGGAGAAGGCUGUCCUUCUGUCCCUUGAAAUUAUACUUCUUGUUUUUGAUAAGGAUCUUUUUCUUGCUGAUUUCUGGCGACCCUUAUGUCAGCCAUUGGAUGUGAUACUGUCCCAAGAUCGAAACAUGAUUGUGGCUUUACUGGAGUAUGUACGCUAUGAUUUUCUCCCACAAAUCCAACAGAGCUCCAUCAAAAUACUUAGCAUAUUGAGUUCUCGCAUGGUGGAGCUGGUGCCUCUACUUUUAGAAUCUGGUUCUGCCGAUAGUUUGAUUGAAGAUUAUGCUGCUUGUCUUGAAGUUCGUUCUGAAGAGACUCAGGCUUUGGAUAAUAUUAGUGAUGACUCUGGUGUUCUUAUACUGCAGCUUCUUAUCGACAACAUUAGCCGACCUGCCCCUAAUCUAACACAUUUACUUCUGAAAUUUGAUGUCGAUUCAUCCAUAGAAAGGACAGCCUUGCAGCCAAAAUAUCAUUACAGUUGCUUGAGAGUUAUUCUCGAUGUCUUGGAGACCAUGAAUUUUCCUGAUGUUAAUGCAUCACUCCAUGAAUUUGGUUUUCAGUUGGUGUUUGAGUUAUGCUUGGAUCCCUUGACGGGAAAUGCUGUUAGUGAUCUACUGGCAAGCAAAAAGUACCAAUUUUUUUCAAAGCACUUGGAAUCUUUUGCAGUUCUUCCUCUUCCUAAAAGACAUACAAAUCAUUCACUUCGUGUUAGUUCACUGCAGCAGAGAGCAUGGCUAUUGAAGCUUUUGGCUUUUGAAAUGCACGCGGGCGAUGUGGGUUCGUCAAUUCAUAAGGAUGUCUGCCUUCGUGUUCUUUCUCAAUUGUUUGCUAGAGAGACAACUGAUGUUGGAUCUGCUGGUUCGGCGUUGACUGAUAGUGGCUUGCAUAUGAUCGACUAUAUGAAGACUAGACACAUAGACAAGAACAAGGUUUUGGCGCUUCUUGAUAUUAUACAAUUUAGGGCACCAGAUGCAGUUCAUGAUUAUUCACAAUCAGUUUCUAAUUCGAGCUUGGAUAUAUUGGUUGGCAAUAUUCUUCAAAACCCUGCAACUGUUGACAAAGGCGGUGUUUAUUAUUUUUCAGAAAGAGGUGACCGGUUAAUUGACCUGGCUUCCUUUGGUGAAAAACUGUGUCAGAUGUGUAACAUGGGCCCACAAAGUGUCUCCCUUGUUCAUGAAGGCAAAAUAGUUGAGUUAAAGAACUCUAUCCAGCAGCUGCUAAGGUGGGGUUGGCGAUACAAUCGCAACCUUGAGGAGCAGGCUGCACAACUUCACCUCUUAGUUGCUUGGUCUCAGUUAGUCGAGGUAUCCAUUUCUAGACGGAUGAUGUUUCUUGAGAACCGCUCCCAGAUUUUGUUUGAAGUACUAGAUGCAACAUUAGAGGCUUCUGCUUCUCCAGAUUGCUCUGUUAAAAUGUCAGCAAUCUUGACACAGGUUGCCAUUACAUGCAUGGCCAAGUUACGUGAAGAGAGAUUCCUAUCCCCUGGAAACAUUGAUUCUGACAGUGUGACAUGCCUUGACAUUGUUUCUAUGUCACAAUUGUCAAGUGCUGCAUGUCAGUCCAUACUGCUGAAACUCAUUGUUGCUAUUCUCAGACGUGAAUCUUCUGAACUUCUACGCCGGAGGCAAUAUGCUUUACUUUUAAAUUAUUUCCAGUAUUGCCAAAGUAUGCUUGAUCCUGAUAUUCCUGAGCCUUUAUUGCGCUUCUUGCUGCAAGAAGAGCAAGAUGGGGAUGUGGAGGUGGUCCUCCAGAAGAUUGAUAAUGAGCAUGAAGAGCUUGACAAAGCCAAUUUUUUCAUAUUAAAAAAGGAAGCUCGUGAGCUGCUUGAUGUGAUUGUAAAGGAUGCAAAACAUGCAAGUGAAAUUGGGAGGACUAUUUCAAUUUUUGUCUUGGACACAUUAAUCAGCAUCGAUCGAGAUCAAUUUUUUUUGUCUCAUCUCCAAAGCAGAGGACUGCUGCAGUCUUGCCUAUCUGACAUUAGGAAUUCGUCAUUUCUGGAUACUUCUCGGGCUAUGCUUGAUUCCGUGCAGAAACUGUGUACGAUUGAGGCAGAGAUUUCACUGCUUGUUCGAAUUAGUUGCAAGUACCGAAAAUCUGGUGUUCAGAUUUUGUUCUCCAUGAACACUCUUGAACAUCUUACUCCAUGGAAAGCAUUAGACCGUUAUAUUCAGGGUGGUUUCCAGUGGUCAGAUUCCAUGGUCGGCAAUGAUAUGCUUGGAGGGAUGAACAAACAGUUUCUGCUUGUCCCUGCUGUUCUCAGACUGAUUUUAUGUUUGACUUCACUGGUUGAUGUCUCUGAUUUCUUUGAGGUAAAGAACAAGGUUGUCAGAGAUAUUGUUGAAUUCACCAAGGAGCACCAAGUGAUAUUUGAUGUUGCUCUUCGGGAGGAGCUGCUUUCUGCUAAUGACUCAACUUUGGAGCUGGUUGAUACUGCUGUAGCCAUUGUUACCAAGGUUUGGCCUUAUGAUGAGCAUGACGACUUUGGUUUUGUGCAAGCUCUGUUUGGCUUAAUGAAUGAGUUAUUUUCUUAUGAUGCGGAGUCUUUUCAUCGUCCAUAUUCUUCUCGAUCUGCUGAGGUUGUAAAGAAAUCAGGAUUUUUGUUGUCCCGAUUGUGCUAUAGUUUGAUUUCUUAUCUUUAUUUCUUGAUCAUGAGGAAGGGCCUUAAACUGCAGAUUUCAGCCAGUCAUGGUAACUCCAACUUCCCUGGUGGGCAGCUGCAGCCUACAUUGCCAUUAGUUGUUACAUUUCUUACUUCUAUUACAACAGCUCUCUUUACUGCUAUUGAUGAGAAAACAUUACUGCUAAGCAAGGUCCUGGACAUCAACGACCUGUCCAGGUAUGAGGUUGAUGAAAUUAUCGAUAUGUUCAUGCGUCAAGAUUAUAUUUUGGCAUCUGAUAGCAUGCAGAAGAGGAGGCAUGUUGCGAUGCUUGAAAUGUGCCGAGCUGCAGGGAAGAGGGGUCAGCUUAUCAUGCUCUUUCUUCGAAUUUUAGAGCAUGCACUUAAUAUUCUUUUCAUACAUUUUCAAGACAGGUAUUCAUCUUUAGCUUCUGCAUUAUGUGAAAUUCAUAUUUAUUUGGUUCUUUUUAAAUUUGAUUCUGUAUUGGAAAAUAGUGCCAGUAGAAAACAAGACAUCCAAUUACUGUGUACAAAUCUACUUCCCACCCUGGAGCAGCUUUCAUUAUUGAAUGAGGAAAAGGUUGGUCACAGCUUGAAAGUGUUCCACAGGCUCGUUAGGUCUCUCAAGGAACUCGCUGCCCAACGUAUGGAAUUAUGACGUCAAGUUGUAUGGAGUGAUUUUGAUCCACCCGAUCCUUCUUUUAAAGGGGUACCCCGUCAUGGCAUCUGCACAAAAAGUUCCGUUUUCAAGGUUCUUUAUUAUAACAUUAUUGUUAUAUAUUAUAACUGUUUAGUGAAUUUGUUAUGUGAAAAUAGGUGCAUCUGACAUUUUUGAGGUUUCGCUUGGAAAUACGCCCUCUGUGCCACCUCACAGUGUCCGCUGAUAGUUUUGUAUCUGCUGUUAGUAAUGUAUAUCCCGCCUGUUCACAAUGUUCUCUGCCCUUAAAUUGCUGUAACUUCCGUAUGAAAUUAGUUGAACCAAGCAAUGUGGCAAGUAAAGAUUUGUAAAUUAAGCUGAGUGUUGGAUUUCUCUGC
Nymphaea colorata (pocket water lily) is the source of this 6271-nucleotide messenger RNA. RefSeq names its product nuclear pore complex protein NUP205. The transcript has 44 exons. The coding region runs from base 222 to 5894 and encodes 1890 amino acids. Lineage: Eukaryota; Viridiplantae; Streptophyta; Magnoliopsida; Nymphaeales; Nymphaeaceae. Gene Ontology annotation, cellular component: nuclear pore. The record is from RefSeq and is a predicted model, not a curated record.